This is a messenger RNA of Ricinus communis (castor bean), 553 nucleotides long. RefSeq names its product mitochondrial import receptor subunit TOM7-1. Lineage: Eukaryota; Viridiplantae; Streptophyta; Magnoliopsida; Malpighiales; Euphorbiaceae. The record is from RefSeq and is a predicted model, not a curated record. The transcript has a single exon. Gene Ontology annotation, biological process: protein import into mitochondrial matrix. Bases 75 to 302 code for a protein of 75 amino acids. Gene Ontology annotation, cellular component: mitochondrial outer membrane translocase complex.
UUACUAAUUAGGGUUUAAGGUUUUUAUAGAUCUCCACCUGUAGUUUUUUUUUUUCUCGCUCAGAGACUAAAUCAAUGGCGUCUAGGGUUUCACUAAAAAGCAAAGGAAAAAGCAGCGGCGGUGCCAAAGGAUCAAAAGCUAUGGAGGAGAAAUCAACAAUACAGUGUUUGAAAGAAUGGAGCACUUGGACUUUGAAGAAAGCUAAAGUGAUCACUCAUUAUGGAUUCAUUCCUCUUGUUGUCAUUAUCGGCAUGAAUUCUGAACCUAAGCCACAACUCUAUCAGCUUCUAACUCCUGUAUGAUCUCAUCAAUUUGGUUACUACCCACAUCGUGGUUUGCGUUUUCUCUUUUGGAUCGUUGCCUACUUGUCGAAUCAACAUGGAUUGGCUUAGGUGUAAUUUCUUGUUUAUCGAAGGUUUAUGGAUGUUAUGUAAGUUGUUGAGAUGAUUGAUGAAUUUAUUAGUAUAAUAUGUGAAAAGCUCGAAUCUUUUCUAUGGUUUACGAAUAAUCUGUUCCAUAAUAUAAAAUAAUUGCGUAUUCAAUUGGUUGAUUA